Molecule: messenger RNA, 726 nt
Organism: Trichobilharzia szidati
Lineage: Eukaryota; Metazoa; Platyhelminthes; Trematoda; Strigeidida; Schistosomatidae
Source: the annotation of a GenBank genome assembly
AUGGACGCAUUGGCACUUGGAGACAAUGGCAACCAAGCUGCCCUUCCUAUAUCAGUGGAUAUCAAAAAACUCUUUGACGGAAUUAUGUUUAGUCACCGGUAUACCAGUUGGGUUCAAGUAGAAGAUGCUCUAAGUCAGCUGGAAUCAGCAACUCAUACACAUUAUGUAAUCAAAAAGUGCAUACGGGACCAUGAAUCUCAGGAGUUGAAGUACAAAUUAGUAGUCUUUCGUUGUACAUAUGGCAUGAAGCGGAAAACUAGAGGUUCAGGUUUACGCGUCAAACCUGCAAAAUACACCGGUUGCCAAUCUGGCUUUCGUAUACGCUACAAGGAGGACGAGUUUAUCAUUUCUUCCGCGAAAACAGUUCACAAUCACAAAUGUGAAAAAAGUCUUAUGAUAGGUGAUCCAUAUUUUAGACGCCUGUCCGGGGAUGAAAAGGAGAAUAUUGCACCAGUUGUGAAGACUACAUCUGAGGUUGCUGAUGUUUUGGAAUAUGCUGAAGAGAAUUUUAAUAAAAUUUUGACGAGCACAGAUGUGUAUAAUUUACGUAAGGAUAUGAGACCAGCCAUGCCUUUGAGAUCAGAUGUUAUGCGCAUAAUAAGGCAAAGCGGUCAGGUGGUUGAAUACGUGGAUUCGAAUACAGGGGUAACCAGCAGAAUUUGCUUCGCCCUGGAAUCACAGGUUCAGUUAUAUCGGAAAUAUGGAGAGGUGGUGUGUAUUGACUAA